Molecule: messenger RNA, 2154 nt
Organism: Fusarium pseudograminearum CS3096
Lineage: Eukaryota; Fungi; Ascomycota; Sordariomycetes; Hypocreales; Nectriaceae
Exons: 1
Coding region: 1-2154 (717 amino acids)
Source: RefSeq, a predicted model, not a curated record
AUGAGACUUAAAAUACUAUGGUGCCUCUUGGCGUUUCUACCUUUGCUCAUCCAUGCCCAAGAUGACGAAGAGUACAUAAUCAACGAGUGGCCUACAGAAUCCCGUCCAACUGUAGCAUGGUACAUCAAUAACAAUGCCGCAUCACAUGCCAAACGUGCAAGCGACCUAAGGAAGUCAUUUUUCAGACCCAUGUCGCUCAGUGCCUACGGAAACCCAGGCGAGACCCGAUACGCUGCGACUUGGAUCAACGACGGAGCAAUGGGCCAGCCCUGGCAGAUGGGAUGGGGCAUGUCGCUUAAAGCUUUCGACGAAUGGGUUAGCAAGUGGAGGAUGCAAGGCUACCGGCUGGUCAUCAUCAGUGCAAAUGGACCAGCAGGUAAAGCUGCAUUCCACGGCGUCAUGGCAUUUCCCUCCGAUCGCCUCAAGUGGGCUUACAAGUGCGAGAUUAAGGACCUUGACAAGUACAUGGCAGGUAAGGAUAAUAACGGUAUAUCGAGGGUCAACAGUUUCCGUAUGUAUGGAGAAAUGGACGACAGAAGAUAUUGUGUUUUGCUCUACGAGAACAAGGGCAACGAGCGAUGGGCACUGGAACACUCCGAGCCAGGCGCGAUGCCAAAUGAGAGCUGGGUAUCUGAAUUCAACUACCCACAUGUAUCGCGACAAUUCCUACGGCCUCACAAACUCUUUGUUUCCGACGAUGGCGUUAUCACACCCCUGAUGACUGACGUGAGCAUCGGAGGUUGGUCAGCCGCUGUUCGUCUCGACCAAGAGCAGAUGGCCGAGGAGAUCCGCAGACAAGGUCACCAGUGGUUCAUGCCAAUCGACAUACAGGGAGCCUCAGGUCUCGGCAAGACACAGUUUACUGCUGUCUUCGCUGAACGCAUGCGAUACCAGCCUCGGUUGUGGGCAGCGCAUGGAAAAGUUUCGGGUUUCAAGAACAACAAGGAGGCUAAGAAGGAGCUGGACAUAAUGAUGAAGAAAUUCAUGGUGGAGAACGGUAUUCGGCAAGCCCAAAUAUCCAUCGGUGCAAGGGGCCACGCCAUGCUUGAGCGAAGCUAUACCUGGGCCGAAACAGCUUACGGCAGCGUGAAACCCGACGAUGUUUUCCUCAUCGGAGGUGUCAGCAAGAUGUUCCUAUACGCAGCGGUCAAAUGGUGCGUUGAUCAGCUACUAGUCGAAUACGACACGCCCGUCUACAAAUUGCUAGGCUAUCGCAACCCCUUCGAUGAGCGCGCAGAAGACAUCACCAUCCAGCACCUUCUUGAUCACACAGCAGGUUACGACCGAGACGAUUCUGGAGAAGCCGCCUUCGAAUUCGGCAAGGUUGGACUGACACUGCCGCACAAUGGCACCGAGCCCGCCACUCUUCACGAUGUGAUCAAAUACAAGCUUAAGCAGAGGCUCGAUUACAACCCGGGCGAGCGCUUCGUUCACUCUCAUUAUGGCUCACUGCUGUUGGGUGAAGUGGUAGCGAACCUCACCGAGAUGCCCUACGUGGAUUUCCUGAAGAAACAUAUCCUCGACGGCCUCGAUGUAUCAGUGUUUGAGACUGACUCCAAGGCUCACUUGAAAGACAAGAUUGUUCAACAAGGCUUACAGAUUGGUGUUGAUGCUAGAUAUCCCGGGAAAGGGGAGUAUGUCGCUGGAAUAUAUGGAGGAGACGGCGCCAUUAAGGAAGAAACCGCCGCCGCCUUUUCUCUCCGCGCAAGUGCCACCAGUCUCAUCAAGUUUGCUGGCCAGCAUUGCAAGUAUCCCUCUUCAUUUUCACAAGACAAAAUAAAGCUAACCAGCCUAUCUACAGCCGUCGCAAGAGUCGGUAAACGCCGGGAUGGCUACCGAAGGGGAGGAAUAGAAGGCGGAUACGCCUACGUCGAGUCACAUGGGGAUUUUGACUGGGCUAUGGUAUUCAACACGAGGGAGUUUGCCUCCAAGAAUGCAGUUGUACGCCUCGCCCACAAGAUUCGGAAGUUCAUUGAUAAAACCGUUGCGGAGAACAAGUAUGGCCCAUUCACACUUACAUGCAACCCUGGGCCUGAAAUCUUUGGCAAGUCGUUCCCCGGAAUGCAGGGGAUAUCCUUCGACAGUUUGGGCCAUUUGCCUGAUUGCACCGAGGAGGAAUUGGAUGAGCUCAUGCACGACAGGAAGGAUGGAUAG